This is a messenger RNA of Diceros bicornis minor, 1772 nucleotides long. Its product is annotated as serine protease 44-like. The transcript has 6 exons. Gene Ontology annotation, molecular function: serine-type endopeptidase activity. The record is from RefSeq and is a predicted model, not a curated record. Gene Ontology annotation, biological process: proteolysis. Bases 1 to 1080 code for a protein of 359 amino acids. NCBI's taxonomy places the organism in Eukaryota, Metazoa, Chordata, Mammalia, Perissodactyla, Rhinocerotidae.
AUGCCCAUGGCGUCCGCGGGCGGCGCCAGUGGCGGUGGCGACGGCUCGCUGGGCCUCCUGGUCUGGCUCCUGCUCCUUCAGCCCCGGCUCAGUGAGGGUUCCGGGCCCAAGGAGGAUUCCGCAGUGACCCCUGCAAGUCCAGAGGUCCUCUCACCUCCAGGGCACCUGAAAUCCCUGAAGAUUCCAGAACCCACAGUGGGAGAAGCCUUGGAAUCCCACCCGGCCACUCCGUCUGGACCGUUCUCCCCUCUAGGAUGUGGCCAUCGGAGUAUGAGGAUAGUUGGUGGAAUGCCAGCCCAGGAGGGGAAGUGGCCUUGGCAGGUGAGCCUGCAGAUCCGCGAUCAACACAGAUGUGGAGGCUCCCUCAUUGCCCGGCAGUGGGUGCUGACCGCGGCCCACUGCAUACUUGGCCAUGAGGAAUAUAUGGUGAAGCUGGGAGACACCGUGUUAGGUCCUAAUUCCAGAAAGACUCUGGUGGUUCCAGUUCGAGACAUCGUUUCCCAUCAGCGUUUUGAAACUAGAACUUUGAGUCAUGACAUUGCCCUUGUUCUGCUGGCCUUCCCUGUGAACUAUUCCUCAUUCAUCCAGCCUGUGUGCCUCUUUGGAGAGGCUUUCCAAGAGAAAACUCGGGUAGAGUGCUGGGUGACUGGAUGGGGCCGACUGGCAGAAAACGUUUCAGCACCAGCGCCAGAACUUCAAGAGACUGAGCAAAUCCUUCUUCACUACAAGGAGUGUAAUGAGGUGAUCCGGACAAAGAUAGCAGUACAUCCCAACCUAGUGAGAAAAGGGAUGAUCUGUGGCCAUCAAGAAGAAGGGAAAGGCCCCUGCCGGGUCAGUUCAUGGGGAGAUUCUGGAGGCCCCCUGGUCUGUGAAUUUAAUGACACGUGGUUCCAGGUGGGGAUUGUGAGCUGGGGCAUUGGCUGUGGUGGCAAACGAAAUCCUGCAGUUUAUACAGAAGUUAGUUUCUACAAGAAGUGGGUCAUUGAUCAAAUCAAUCAGGCUUCUUCUCGGGACUCAACAGGCUUCUUCAUCCUACUCCUGUGUCUGGUGCUGCCCCUGGGCAUCCUGGCGACCCCGUGAUCACCCUGGCCCAGUCCCCCCAUGUUUCUGAGUCUCGCACUAGGCCUCUCCUCCGACCUCCCACUCCCACUCAAUGCCCUUUCCUCAAGUUCCGGUUGGGAUCCACUGACCCUGUGGAGAUCCACAAAACAGAGAGUGGCAGCACGACUGGCGUCCUGAAAAUGUCCCAGCCUGGUGCUCUGGUCACCUGCCUCGGCCUUGCCUCUGCCUUGGAUGUGCUCUGCCUGCAGGGAAGGAGGAGGGAAACUACUCCAGCUAGAGGGCCAGCUGACCUGCCAGGUGGAGCAUGAGGCUUCAGUGACAUCUUCGAGAGCAUCUACCAAAGAGACGGCAACCGUGAGACAGCAUUAGCCCCAGUUGUGGUUGCACAGCUCCACCUGACACUUUGUCAACCCAGUCAGCUUGGUGGUCAUUCAGAGAGUGAAGGAGGAGUCGCUGUGUCCCUACUGAGGUGUGAGGCCCGGGAUCUCCACGUCUGACUCGAUCGUGUGGGGCUGGGAGAAUUUCCCCUGCAACCCAGUGUGGAUCCACCUGUGAGUGGCCUGUCUCUGCCAUACAAGCCCUCCUGGGGCAACUCAGUCUUGGAACCCCCUUCCUUGGUGCCCUAGUGGCCACAUCCACAUUUACCCCAAGUUGUGCUGAGGCAUUAAGGAGUGCAGAGAUUUCAGAUGUCAACUGAGUAAACGUUUGGA